AUGAAAAUAUUUUUCGUUUCAUUGAUCGCCGUCUUGACGAUUUUCACACAACUUAAGGAUGCCGACGCCUGGUUGCUGCCAUGUGACGAAACAAUCGAAUUAAAAGCUGGCGACAACAUUACCUUAAAAUCUCCCAACAAUCCAGUUGGUUCUGCUGGCUCCUUGUGUCGCUACAAAAUAAAAGCUCCUCAGGGAUUUACGAUAACAGCGACUUGCAAAUUGAAGAUUCAUCAGCACGACAACGGAAAAUGUUCGAGUGAAUCUUUUCAUGUGAUGAAAAAUGGAAGCACGGAUUUGUUGGGAAGUGAAAUAAUUUGUGGCAAGGGAAAAAUUACUCGCACAAGUCGAUUUAACGAAUUGACACUUGUUUACAAAUCGGAAAUUAAUUCUGGAAAAUUUUCUUGUUCAAUUACGACGAAUUGUGAUUGCGGAUGGAGUGUUAAGAGCAAAGUAGUGAAUGGAGAAAUUGCCGAAGUGAACGAAUUCAUCUCGAUGGCUGGCAUUGUAGAUCUAAAAUUUCGAUCUGUUGAAUGUGGCGGUGGCAUUAUCUCGCCUUUUUACGUACUUUCAGCUGCCCAUUGUUUUUCUCACAUCUACCCGGAGCACAUUGGGGUACUUGUCGGUGAUCACGAUCAUUCUAUUGGACAAGAAACCACAUUUGCCGCUCUUUAUCUCGUUCAGGAAAUCAUAAAACAUGAAAAUUUCAAUCCCCAAACCGAUGAAAAUGACAUCGCACUCGUCAAGACAAAGACUGAAAUCAAGUUCAACAUCGCCGUUGGACCAGCAUGUCUUCCUUACGUAUUUCCCGAGGACCAUUUCGACAACAAUUUCGUGUUGGAAGCUGCUGGAUGGGGCACCACGUCAUUCAUGGGCCAAGUAUCGAGUGUUUUACGAACUGUUGAUUUGAAUACGAUGAAUUACGAAACUUGCAAUGAAAUUUGGCAGAAUAUAAAGACGUUGACACCGAGAAAUGUCACAGCGAAACAAUUGUGUACAUUCACUGAGGGACAAGAUACGUGCAAGGGUGACAGUGGUGGCAAUUUGUAUUAUCGGAAUAAUAAGCUUUAUACCAUUUUGAUUGUUAGUUUUGGCAAAGGGUGUGCGAAUCAGAAUCCAGCGGUCAAUACAAAAAUUUCCGCUUACUUGUCGUGGAUUGAGGAAAAUGCAAAGGAUGCGUUUUUCUUAUUUUUAAUAUUUACCGGAUUGCUCAUCUUAGCACAAUUAUAUGACGCAAAUGCCUGGUUGCUGCCAUGUGACGAAACGAUAAACUUAGAAAUUGGCAAUAAAAUCGUUUUAAAUUCACCCAACAACCAGCCUGGCACUCCUGGUUCAUUUUGUCGCUACCAAAUAAAAGCUCCUCAAGGAUUCACGAUAUCAGCGUCGUGUAAAUUAAAAAUGCAACAAGACAAAAACGGCAAAUGCUCAAGCGAAUCUUUCUACGUCAUGAGCAACGGAGGCACGGAUUUGACGGGAAGUGAAAUAAUUUGUGGCAAAGGAAAAUUUAUCCGCAAAAGUCGAUUUAAUGAGUUGACUCUUGCUUACAAAUCCGAAAAUAAUACCGGGAGCUUUUCUUGUUCAAUUACGACGAAUUGUGAUUGCGGAUGGAGUGUUAAGAGCAAAGUAGUUAAUGGAGAAAUUGCCGAAGUGAACGAAUUCAUUUCGAUGGCUGGAAUUGUUGACUUGAAAAAAAGAUCUGUCGAAUGUGGCGGCGGAAUUAUCUCACCUUUUCACGUAGUCUCAGCUGCUCAUUGUUACUUUGACAGUUUAUCCAAUCCUUCCAACGUUGCAAUUCUCGUCGGGGAUCACGAUCACUCCAUUGGACAAGACACUAAAUUUGCCGCCCUUUAUUUGGUCGAAAAAAUCACAAAACACGAAAAUUAUCAUCCAUUGACGCACGUUAACGACAUCGCAUUGCUAAAAACUUCAAACGAAAUCAAAUUCAACAUCGCCGUGGGACCAGCUUGUCUUCCUUAUAAUUUUGCCCCGAACCAUUUUGACAGCAAUUUUACUCUCGAAGCUGCUGGAUGGGGCUCGACGUCUCUUGGAGGAGGUCAUUCAAAAGUAUUGCGAACGGUGGAACUGAAAACGAUGGAUAUCGAGACAUGCAGAGAACGUUGGGAGAAUGUUUGGUCGACGGUAACGAGAAAUAUCACGACGAAUCAAGUUUGUACGUUUAUGCAAGGCAAAGACACGUGCAAGGGUGACAGUGGAAGCAAUUUGUAUUAUCGGAAUAAUAAGCUUUAUACUGUGCUGCUUGUCAGUUAUGGCAGAGGUUGUGCGAAUAAUAUUCCAGCAGUGAAUACGAAGAUUUCAGCGUAUUUGCCGUGGAUCGAGGAAAAUACGGAGGGACAGCAUUUUUGUAAAGCCUGA
Culicoides brevitarsis is the source of this 2370-nucleotide messenger RNA. RefSeq lists its product as uncharacterized. The transcript is spliced from 7 exons. Lineage: Eukaryota; Metazoa; Arthropoda; Insecta; Diptera; Ceratopogonidae. Gene Ontology annotation, biological process: complement activation; proteolysis. Gene Ontology annotation, molecular function: serine-type endopeptidase activity. The coding region runs from base 1 to 2370 and encodes 789 amino acids. Gene Ontology annotation, cellular component: extracellular region. The record is from RefSeq and is a predicted model, not a curated record.